AUGUCGAGUGAAACGAAAUUUCGGCAGGACAUGCCUCCGCCAGGGGGCUACCGAGACUUCAACUUUGCUCGAACCUUCCCAAAAAUGGUGUGGAGACCUGGUGUGGUAGUGGCCACGAUCUUCGGGACAGCAGUCUAUGGUGGUUUCCACGCUAUCGCGACAAAAAAAGCUAGUAUAACCGAGAAGUUCGAAGAUGUCGACAUCAAUAACGCCAUGCAGCCCUUUCUAACCGCCGAACGUGAUCGAUAUUCUACUUAUCAACCUUCCCCUGUAUUUUCUCGUGCCAUCUAUUUCUUUAUUUUUCGUUGGCUGAAACUGCUGAAAAAGAACAGGGACCUUGAAGAGGAAGUUAUGAAGGACGUACCUGGAUGGAAGACUGGAACGUGGUAUGGCGAGCCAGUUUACUUCACUUUGGGAGACAAGUGGUGGGACCCUAUCGCUUGCGAAGUGUUUGCACACUCCGACAAGUAUCUUAUGAAGAAAGAAAGAUAUUGGAGUCAUCAUUCCGACUACGCUGCUCCAAAGUUUUAUGACAAGUGGAUACCGAGAUUUAUCGCCAAGUACAUUUGGUGA
Angiostrongylus costaricensis is the source of this 573-nucleotide messenger RNA. The record is from the annotation of a GenBank genome assembly. NCBI's taxonomy places the organism in Eukaryota, Metazoa, Nematoda, Chromadorea, Rhabditida, Metastrongylidae.